AUGUACAUAAAGCAGGUUAUUAUCCAGGGUUUUCGAAGUUAUAGAGAUCAAACAAUUGUAGAUCCGUUCAGUUCAAAACAUAAUGUUAUUGUGGGCAGAAAUGGAUCUGGAAAAAGUAACUUUUUUUAUGCAAUUCAGUUUGUUCUCAGUGAUGAGUUUAGUCAUCUUCGUCCGGAACAGCGAUUGGCUUUGUUACAUGAGGGUACUGGUCCUCGUGUUAUUUCUGCUUUUGUGGAGAUUAUUUUUGACAAUUCAGACAACCGGUUACCCAUCGACAAAGAAGAAGUUUCACUUCGAAGAGUUAUCGGUGCCAAAAAGGAUCAGUAUUUCUUAGACAAGAAAAUGGUCACGAAAAAUGAUGUGAUGAACCUCCUUGAAAGUGCUGGUUUUUCUCGAAGCAAUCCUUAUUAUAUUGUUAAACAAGGAAAGAUUAACCAGAUGGCAACAGCACCAGAUUCUCAGAGACUAAAACUAUUAAGAGAAGUAGCUGGUACUAGAGUGUAUGAUGAACGAAAAGAAGAAAGCAUAUCUUUAAUGAAGGAAACAGAGGGAAAACGGGAAAAAAUCAAUGAGUUGUUAAAAUACAUUGAAGAGAGAUUACAUACGUUAGAGGAAGAAAAGGAAGAACUAGCUCAGUAUCAAAAGUGGGAUAAGAUGAGACGAGCCCUGGAAUAUACCAUUUACAAUCAGGAACUUAACGAGACUCGUGCUAAACUUGAUGAGCUUUCUGCUAAGCGAGAGACAAGUGGAGAAAAAUCCCGACAAUUAAGAGAUGCUCAGCAGGAUGCAAGAGAUAAAAUGGAGGAUAUUGAGCGCCAAGUUAGAGAACUGAAAACAAAAAUUUCAGCUAUGAAAGAAGAAAAGGAACAGCUCAGUGCUGAAAGACAGGAACAAAUUAAGCAGAGAACUAAGUUGGAGCUUAAAGCCAAGGAUUUACAAGAUGAAUUGGCAGGCAAUAGUGAACAGAGGAAACGCUUAUUAAAAGAAAGGCAGAAGCUGCUUGAAAAAAUAGAAGAAAAGCAGAAAGAACUGGCAGAAACAGAACCUAAAUUCAACAGUGUAAAAGAAAAAGAAGAGCGAGGAAUUGCUAGAUUGGCCCAAGCUACCCAGGAAAGAACAGACCUUUAUGCAAAGCAGGGUCGAGGAAGCCAGUUUACAUCAAAAGAAGAAAGGGAUAAGUGGAUUAAAAAGGAACUCAAGUCUUUGGAUCAAGCUAUUAAUGACAAGAAAAGACAGAUUGCUGCUAUACAUAAGGAUUUGGAGGACACUGAGGCAAAUAAAGAGAAAAAUUUGGAGCAAUAUAAUAAACUGGAUCAGGAUCUUAAUGAAGUCAAAGCUCGAGUUGAAGAACUGGACAGAAAAUACUAUGAAGUAAAAAAUAAGAAAGAUGAAUUACAAAGUGAAAGAAAUUACUUGUGGAGAGAAGAGAAUGCAGAACAGCAGGCACUUGCUGCUAAAAGAGAAGAUCUUGAAAAGAAACAGCAACUUCUUAGAGCUGCAACAGGAAAGGCCAUUUUAAAUGGAAUAGAUAGCAUAAAUAAAGUGCUAGACCACUUCCGUCGAAAAGGAAUAAACCAGCAUGUUCAAAAUGGCUAUCAUGGUAUUGUGAUGAAUAACUUUGAAUGUGAGCCUGCCUUCUACACAUGUGUGGAAGUCACUGCUGGAAACAGGUUGUUUUAUCACAUUGUUGAUUCAGAUGAAGUCAGCACGAAGAUUUUGAUGGAGUUUAAUAAAAUGAAUCUUCCUGGAGAGGUUACUUUCCUGCCUCUUAACAAGUUAGAUGUAAGGGAUACUGCCUAUCCUGAAACCAAUGAUGCUAUUCCUAUGAUAAGUAAAUUGAGGUACAAUCCCAGAUUUGACAAAGCUUUCAAACAUGUAUUUGGAAAAACACUUAUUUGUCGUAGUAUGGAAGUUUCAACCCAGUUGGCCCGUGCUUUCACUAUGGACUGCAUUACCUUGGAAGGUGACCAAGUUAGUCAUCGAGGUGCUUUGACUGGAGGCUAUUAUGAUACAAGGAAGUCUAGACUUGAAUUACAAAAAGAUGUUAGAAAAGCAGAAGAAGAACUUGGUGAGCUUGAAGCGAAGCUCAAUGAAAAUCUGCGCAGAAAUAUUGAAAAUAUCUUUUUCUCUUGUGUUGCUCCUUGUAUAUGGAUUAAUAAUGAAAUUGAUCAGCUAAUGAACCAAAUGCAGCAAAUAGAGACUCAGCAAAGGAAAUUUAAAGCAUCUCGAGAUAGCAUAUUAUCAGAAAUGAAGAUGUUAAAAGAGAAGAGGCAGCAGUCAGAGAAAACCUUUAUGCCCAAGCAACGUAGCUUACAAAGUUUGGAGGCAAGUUUGCAUGCUAUGGAGUCCACCAGAGAAUCACUGAAAGCAGAACUGGGAACUGAUUUGCUUUCUCAACUUAGUCUGGAAGAUCAGAAGAGAGUAGAUGCACUGAACGAUGAAAUUCGUCAACUUCAGCAGGAAAACAGACAACUACUGAAUGAAAGAAUUAAAUUAGAAGGUAUUAUUACUCGAGUAGAGACUUACCUCAAUGAGAAUUUGAGAAAACGCUUGGACCAAGUAGAACAGGAACUCAAUGAACUGAGAGAGACAGAAGGGGGUACUGUUCUCACUGCUACAACCUCAGAACUUGAAGCCAUCAAUAAAAGGGUGAAAGAUACCAUGGCACGAUCAGAAGAUUUGGACAAUUCCAUCGAUAAAACAGAAGCUGGAAUUAAGGAGUUGCAGAAGAGUAUGGAGCGCUGGAAAAAUAUGGAAAAAGAACACAUGGAUGCUAUAAAUCAUGAUACUAAAGAACUAGAAAAGAUGACAAAUAGACAAGGCAUGCUGCUGAAGAAGAAAGAAGAGUGUAUGAAGAAAAUUCGAGAACUUGGAUCACUUCCUCAGGAAGCAUUUGAAAAAUACCAAACACUGAGCCUCAAACAGUUGUUUCGAAAACUUGAACAGUGCAACACAGAAUUGAAGAAGUACAGCCAUGUUAACAAAAAAGCUUUAGAUCAGUUUGUAAAUUUCUCAGAGCAGAAAGAAAAGUUAAUAAAGCGACAAGAAGAGUUGGACAGGGGGUACAAAUCAAUCAUGGAACUGAUGAACGUACUUGAACUUCGAAAAUACGAAGCUAUUCAGUUAACUUUCAAACAGGUAUCCAAAAACUUUAGUGAAGUAUUCCAGAAGUUGGUUCCUGGUGGCAAAGCUACUUUGGUGAUGAAGAAAGGAGAUGUGGAAGGCAGUCAGUCUCAGGAUGAAGGAGAAGGGAGCGGUGAAAGUGAGAGGGGCUCUGGAUCACAAAGCAGCGUUCCAUCAGUUGACCAGUUCACUGGAGUUGGAAUUAGGGUGUCAUUUACAGGAAAACAAGGUGAAAUGAGAGAAAUGCAACAGCUUUCGGGUGGACAGAAAUCCUUGGUAGCUCUUGCUCUGAUUUUUGCCAUUCAGAAAUGUGACCCAGCUCCUUUUUACUUGUUUGAUGAGAUUGACCAGGCUCUGGAUGCUCAACACAGAAAGGCUGUGUCAGAUAUGAUUAUGGAGCUUGCUGUACAUGCUCAAUUCAUUACAACUACUUUUAGGCCUGAGCUGCUUGAGUCAGCUGACAAAUUCUAUGGUGUGAAGUUCAGAAAUAAGGUUAGUCAUAUUGAUGUGAUCACAGCAGAGAUGGCCAAAGACUUUGUAGAAGAUGAUACCACUCAUGGUUAA
Molecule: messenger RNA, 3687 nt
Organism: Rangifer tarandus platyrhynchus (Svalbard reindeer)
Lineage: Eukaryota; Metazoa; Chordata; Mammalia; Artiodactyla; Cervidae
Source: the annotation of a GenBank genome assembly